AUGAAGCACGCGGCGGCCGCCCGGGAUGUGGCCACCUUCUCCUUGCGCGUGCUCCGCGGCAUCGCUUCCGGCGACGGCUCGAGCGCCAACCUGGCCGUCUCCCCGCUCUCCCUCCACGCGGCGCUGGCGCUCCUCGGCGCCGGCGCGCGGGGCGCCACGCUCGACCAGAUCGUCGCCUUCCUCGGCCCCGCCGGCGGCCCCGCCCACGCCGCGCUCGCGUCGCACGUCGCGCUGCACAUGCUCGCCGCCGACAGCGCCGGCGGAGGCGGCGGGCCCGCGGUGCGGUUCGCUAACGGCGUCUGGGUCGACGCGGCGCUGCGGCUCAAGGACGCCUACGCCCGCGUCGCCGCCGAGCACUACCGCGCCGAAGCGCGCCCGGCGCCCUUCAAAUCCAGGCCGGAGGACGCGAGACUACAGAUCAACCAGUGGAUCGAGAGCGCGACGGCCGGCCGGAUCAAGGACCUCCUUCCCCAAGACUCCAUCCACGGGGCCACGCCGGCGGUCCUCGCCAACGCGCUCUACUUCAAGGGCGGCUGGGAGAGCAAGUUCGACGCCUCGCUCACGCGGGACGGCGCCUUCUACCUGCCCACCGGCGGCCACGUCAGCGUCCCGUUCAUGUCGAGCACCGGCAAGCAGUACAUCGCCUCCCGCCUUGGCUACAAGGUCCUGAGGCUCCCCUACGCCCGUGGCCGCGAGCACCGGGCGUUCUCCAUGUACGUCUACCUCCCUGACGCGCACGACGGCCUGCCUACCCUGCUGCAGAAGCUGAGCUCCGACCCGGCGGCGCUGCUAGAGAGCUCCGCGACUCUGACGGCCAAGGUCCCCGUGCGCGAGUUCAGGGUGCCCAGGUUCACCCUGUCGUACAAGACCGAGGCCGCGGCGACGCUGCGGGACCUCGGGCUGACCCUGCCGUUCGACCCCGUCCGCGCCGACUUCGGCGACAUGCUGGAGGCGGCGCCGGAGCCGCUCGUCGUGUCGGAGGUCUACCACGAGUGCUUCGUCGAGGUGAACGAGGAGGGGACCGAGGCCGCCGCGGCCACCGCCGCCGUCAUGGCCUUCGGCUGCGGGCGCCCGUCUCCGCCGGAGGACUUCGUCGCCGACCACCCGUUCGUGUUCCUGAUCCAGGAGGACCUCAGCGGCGUGGUGGUUUUCGCCGGGCAAGUGACCAACCCUUCGGUUUCGAUCUAAAUUACGAUUUGGAAAAUGGCACGAUGAAUGGUCGAUCCUAGCGUGUUCACUCAUGCAAUUCAUAGGUUGUCUCGGUACUCUGCUCUGGUGCACUCCAGUUCUGUUGCACUAGUUUGAACUUUUUGGAAUCUGUGUUGAGAAUUUGUGGAUUCAACUUUGCUAGUCCA
Panicum hallii is the source of this 1355-nucleotide messenger RNA. Its product is annotated as serpin-Z1-like. The record is from RefSeq and is a predicted model, not a curated record. Bases 1 to 1188 code for a protein of 395 amino acids. Gene Ontology annotation, molecular function: serine-type endopeptidase inhibitor activity. Lineage: Eukaryota; Viridiplantae; Streptophyta; Magnoliopsida; Poales; Poaceae. The transcript is spliced from 2 exons.